Molecule: messenger RNA, 1160 nt
Organism: Ananas comosus (pineapple)
Lineage: Eukaryota; Viridiplantae; Streptophyta; Magnoliopsida; Poales; Bromeliaceae
Exons: 3
Coding region: 53-958 (301 amino acids)
Source: RefSeq, a predicted model, not a curated record
UGCACUCCGCGAUGCUUUAGUCGAGAGGGGGUUAAUAAGUAGCACAAGAAAUAUGACUGCUGAUGAGCAGUUAGGCAUAUUUCUAUAUGGCGUAGGGCAUGGCGUGGCAAACCGAAUAUUGGCGGAAACAUUCCAACAUUCCGGAGAAACCAUCAGUAGGCAUUUUAACAAUGUACUACGCGGCAUUGUGAGGCUAAAAGAUGACUACAUAAUGUUGCCGUCAAGUAAUGCUGCCGUGCAUCCAAGAAUUCGGGAUAAUCCAAAUUUUCAUCCUUUCAAGAAUGCUAUUGGUGCGAUCGACGGAACACAUAUUCCAGUAGUGGUCGAAAGGAGUAAACAAGCACCAUUUCGAUGUCGAAAAGGGUUCACCUCACAAAAUAUGAUGGCUGCGGUGUCAUUUGAUCUUAAUUUUUUAUUUGUAUGCACAGGAUGGGAAGGCUCUGCUGCCGAUAUGAGAGUACUUCGAUGGGCAUGCGAAAGAGGUGGUUUCGUUGUUCCCGAAGGCAAGUAUUACUUAGUAGACUCGGGAUAUGCAAAUACUGAAAAAUUUCUUGCACCCUAUAGAGGAGAGCGUUACCAUAUUAGUCAGUUUGACGCAAGCACACGGGCCCGCGUUCAUCGAAAUCCACGAGAUUUGUAUAACCACCGGCAUGCUCAAUUAAGGAAUGUGGUUGAGAGGAUAUUUGGCAUUUUGAAGAAGCGUUUCAAAAUUCUAAAUGUAGCAACACCGUUUUCGUAUAAAGUUCAAUGCUUGAUUGCUAUGGCAUGUUGUAUAAUACAUAACUUCAUUCGUCGUCACCAAGCAAAUGAUAACAUUUUUUCUGAUGAGGGUGCAGAUGAACAGGACGCUGAAAAUGAAGGUGGAGUAGCCGAUUUAGUGAGAGUAAUUGAGGACUCCCAAAAUGGUGAGGAUCUACGUGCUAAUAUUACAAAUCAAUUGUGGAACACUAGAAUAUAAUUUUAUAUAAAUUAGAUAAUUGUAUUGAUAUUUGGUAGAAUUGAGUGUAGUGGUUAUAUUGUUAUUUGACAAUUGUAAGAUGAUGAUGUAUGAGAUGGAUAUGCUUUGUAAUACUUGCUUAUUUAUGCCUGUUAUGGAAUAUGUAUUAAUGUUAUAUAUUGUGAUGAUAUUUUCUGCGUUGAAUAUUGGUAGGUAGAUAUGU